CUACCUACCUACCUACCUACCUACCUACCUACCUACCUACCACUUGGAGUUUCUGUGUCGUAAGGUGUAUGCAGCCAGCGGCACAUAACCAAUUACAUUCUUCUAUGCGCACCACAGUAAUGUUCCAUCUCAUGAUAUGAGGGUCCAACAUCGUGAGGAGAGGGGAUCCAUCAUGUACUUUGGUACUGAACUACAGUAAUAUUACUGAGAUCGGCUUUGUUAGCCGCGGGACCGAGCCAAAGAACAAUAGUUUACGGUUGUAAUUUUGGGCUCUCCGCCGCGAUGGUCAGAUCCCGGCCAGUUGGCCCUCCUUACGUUAUCUGGAGAUCUUCCACGGUAUCUCGGUCUCCGUCUUCGGCCUUUUCCUGUCCCUGGCUGUCUUCUCCCGAUUUGCUUCUGCAUCUCUAACUUUUACACCUGCUCCUCUCUCUCUAUUCAUAUCAGUACAUACUCAUUUGAUGAGGGUGCGACUCUGACCGCAGGAUUCCGUCGACCACCCUCCGCUCCGCGCCCGUAUUUACCAGUUCAAUAUAACAUACUCGACCAGGUCGCUGUCGCCGCCGUUUUCCAACCUCAGAACCCACCAGGCACGUUGAUCACGAAUAGGAGAUGUAUAGAAGAGCCUUUUUCCUUGAUUGAUACUCGGUUGGGCAGGUUCUCAUCCAACAAAUCUAUCCCUAUCCCUUCUCGGCACACCUUCCGAACGAAUCGUUUCAAUGACCACUCUUCUGUCCCUCGGGUACACCAUGAACUUGACAUGAUACCUCACUCUUCUGCCGGCGUCCAAGCUUGGGGCAAACCCCUGCGCACAGUCGAUAACGGCCCUGGACGUGUAGAUGCUUCUCAGGCUCUGAAUUUAGCCGACUUCCGGUCCGAAAAGCAAUCUACACCCGUUCUGUCGGCGCAUUCUGCGCCGCCAGCGGUUAUCGAUCUCACAUCCAGUGCGGGCGAUACGCAGGAAAGGGAGCCCCCGGCGAAGCGAUUGAAGUUGGAUGCAUCUGCCGGAUCAUUCCCCACGGAUGCGAGCCUUGCGGCGACGAGUGGCGGAGUGGCAAGGAAUACUCCAGGGAUAGUAGCUCCUGCGAAGCCUGCCUCACUCUCAUGGCGGGGUCGCCCAGUAUGGUCAUUCCAGGCCUUGAUAUCGGAGGCGUCAGAUACCACCGAGGAAGGCUCGAGUUCGACCCCGGGCAGUGGGCGGCCUGCGUCGCCGCCUCCAUUUCCGCAUUUGCCCUGGAAGUCGCUGCCCAUCGACCAGUUUGGAAGCAAUGCGAUGAAACCACGGGAUCCCACUCCCGCCAAAAAAGUACAGACGACUCCUUUUCGCGUUGAAAUACCAUCCGAUGCGCCAGUUCUCAAAGGAGAUAGAGUUGCGGAUUUCUCGCCAUGGACCGGAAAUCAUCCAGAGGAUGUAUUAAAUGAUCAUUCGGUGAAACAAGGACACUAUGACCGCACGCAGGUAUCGCAAAACGAGUCCAACACAGCUCGUCCGUCACUCUAUGCGCAAUUGAAGCACCGUUCCGGCUUGCAGAUGCUUUCCUCGGUCUUCAUGGCAGCUCUUGAGAAAAGACAGAGCCACAACAUGGUCACUGCCCCAUCUAGCUUCAAGCCACCACCUCGAGUCACCUUGACGGAUAACAAAAGGGAAGCGUGGCUUCGUGAUCUUGCCAACCCAUCCGUUCCCCUACGCAGAUUGAGUCGGACGAUACCGCAUGGUAUUCGAGGAAAGGCACUUCUUGACCAAUGCUUGAACAAAUGGAUUCCAGUCAGCCGCGCUGUGUGGCUUGCAAAGUGUGUUGGAGCCAACGAGAUCCGGGCCUUCAAAAGAAAGGGUACCAGCGGGACACUCGCGCUGGGCUUGGAGGCCAAAUGGGUUCGCGAGUGGACGAGUGGUGUACAGCAGUUUCUUGAAGGAGUGAUCGGGACCUGCGGCUCGGCAGAGUGGAAAUCGAAGAUGACAUAUGCGGCAAGUUUGACCGCUCGAUUGUUUUUCGAGCGCUUGCUGGACUAUGACCAGUACUUUACCUGGUUUUUAGCCUCGCUAGAUAGCGCCUCGCUUAAUAUGCUUCCUGUGUGGCUAUUGAUGCUCGGUAUAUAUUGGAACAGCAUCUUGCGAUACAGAAAACGUGGAAGACGGUUGGCUGAGCUGCUUCUUGAGAAGCUGCAACAAAUCAAAGAUAUCAGGCGGCCUCUACUAUUCCAGCCCCUUGUUGACCGGCUAUCAUGCUGUAUUAGAAAGCUGGUUCUUGAACAUACAUCGUCGCUCAUACUUCCGAGUUCUUGGGACACCUACAAAGACCUCAUUCGCUCCUGUUUGCAUAUGAAAGAGACUGCGGACAAGGCCAUUUUUGACGCCCUUGCAGAACGCAAUGUGCGCGUACAGCUACCCAAAUCUCGACCGGAAUCCACGCAGCAAUCGGCGCAACAGCGAGCGUUGCAUUUGUUUGAUUCAAUACACUCGUCCCACGAUUUUCCUUCUACGUCCAUGGCGUGCCUCAACUCGGUCGAAGACAAGCCAGCCCUGGUCGCCAAGCUUCUAGAAUGGUCAGCAACUCCUUUCCGCUCUGGUCUUUGUCGUAUAUACACGGCGGCGAGACUCUUGCGAAAGUGGAAGAUGUCCGGUGUUGAUAUUGACUCCUACAUAAUCAUGUUCUUGAGUAAUGUGGAGGAUACGGCUCAACUGAACAUGGACAACGUCUAUCACGUUAUUUCCGAACUCGUCAGGUCUCAAACCUUUUCAAUUAGCAAAUACCUACAGUGGCUCAUGGCCAAAGGUGUUACCAAAGCCUCCAGGGCAAACAAUGGCGAGGUCAUGUCUAGUGACGUUUCUCUCCUCACGCAACUUCCCAUGGGCCGUCACCCAGAACAUAUUCGCAACCUCCGUCAGACACUAUUAUCUCGAGCUGGAUUGUCCUUGACGGAUGAGCGUUCUGCCAUUGAGAGCUGGAAAUCCUCUAUUAGCCAACGGCUGCCGAAUAUUUUCCCCGUCAAAUAUAGCAACGCCGUCCCUACCAGCUUGUCGAAACUCAACCCAACUUGGGCAGUCAAGUCUGAGGUUAGCAUGUGGGUGCGACAGGGGGUUGCUAAGCAUACGAGAGACACUGCUAGAAAAAUUGGAGGAAGCUCCCUUUCUAUUGAUUCUCGAGUCUCCGCUCUGACUGCUGGAGAGUUUUAUUGUAUUCGAGAGGUAUUAGAGGACUUCGGAGACCUUUCCAUCCUCGCAGACGUGCUCAAGCAGGCCACGGGAUGCGAAGAUAACAUGGUCCUUGCCUCGGCUACCGAUACCAUUAAUUACCAUUUCGAUGCCUUUUGUGUCAUUGGUGCCACGUCCGACUUGUUCAGAGGGCUUAUUGGGUCUUAUGCUCGCCUCAAGCGAUACGGUACUCUGAAUCUGGAAUUUGUAUUUUCGUUGAUUGAACUAGGACUGCGAAUCCCCGAUGAAUCCAGCACUGUUGCUCUUCUUCGCCAGGACCUCGCUCGGAUCGAGAGCAAGUCAGCAUUGGCAGCACCAUCGCCCCUGUCCGACCAUCUUCCAGCAGCUUUCUGCGAUGUUGAUGCCUCGUUUCAGGACAAACUGGACCAGCUUCUAUCCUCUGGGAACGGCAUCGAUGAAUCCUCAAUGGCUACAGUUUUCAAGUCCCUCACCAAAAUACUCGAAUAUGGGAGCAAUUUGGCAAAACUAUCGGCCAACGAUGCUUGCAGAUAUCUUGCUUACCUACGGCCGUUCAAUCCGAAGUAUUUUGAUCUCAUGCUUGUACGAUGGGUUUGUGGACUUUUAAGGUCUACGUCUCGGCCAGUGAUGUCUCGGAUUCUUCCACCCCUCAUUGGGGUUGGAUGUGUGACGAUCCAGAGCUUCGUGUCUUUGGUGAAGAAGCUAUUGACUUCAGAGAAAGCGAGCCCGGGAAUCCCAGAGCUGGCUAGCUUGCGACUAGACCUCCUCCAGCUCCUUGCCCCACAAGAAGAAAGUAAUACUGACUUGGUUUCCUAUCGCUUUCGUAUGGCGCGGCAAGAGUUUAUGAUCAAAUAUCCAGAGGCAACACUAAAUAUCAUCGAUGAUGCAGUUCCUUUACUUGAUUUCAAGCUCCAGGGCUCUAAUACCGGGCCUUUGCGCGGCGAUCUCACAGAAUGUGCAGCUACAUUACUACGCACCCUGCUUCUGCAAAACUCAAGCCUAGUGACGGGUUACUGUAUGCAAAAGCUUACCCAUCACUCACAGUUCACGACUGUCUUGGAGAAAGCAGUCGACCUUCUGUUGGGUUUUGAUCUCCAGCAUCGUGAAACAGAGUCCAGAUCGCAGGCCAGAAAAGUCAUCCUGGUGAACAAUGACUUUUCACUUCCAUUCUGUCAAUUGAAGCUUCAGCUACUGUUCAACGCAAAAGCUGGCGAUGAGGUUAGAAACAACAUAGUUGAUGUGAUGUUCAAGGCUGCUGUGGAAGAUUCUCGUUCUAAAAGAUCUCACUGGCUUGGUUUGGUCAAUCUGAUGAGCCACGACGCUGCACGACAGAUUCGAGAACAAGCGGAAAACAGCUUCUUCUCUGUUCCACUAUUUGAUGAAGCCGGGGAUGCUUCGUCCGCCUCUACAGCAACGAGCAGUACAAACUCCAUCGACAACGCCAAGCUGUAUCUCACCAUCAUUGAGAAGCUCGCGUUCAGCAUUCCCGAAGCUGGCGUUCCAUCUGUAGUGCCUCAUCUCGUGGAGAGGUUUGACCUGCUACUUCAAAAGCUUAUCAUUAUGCAGACGAAUCUGCACAGCUUCUCUGAGAACAGACACGGGAUGAGCUCGGGCCCGGCAGUCAUGUCUCGAUUCAACUUUGAACGGUCUCUUGCUUUCUGGUUCUCUGCUCUGCUCAGGAUGACUGUGCUUCAUCGCGCUGCCUUCACUGCACAAACGUCCUUGGCCCCCAAAACUGGCAGCCUGCAAGAACAGACACGUUUGCUUGUGUCCAUCUUCUGCAUCUCCCUGGCUCGCCUUCCAGAUAACAUCCUUCGCCUCUUUCCCACCGCCAAUUACUUCCCUCACAGCGCACAGCCUCAGAAUUUCCGGCCGUGUCCCGGGAUACUGCUGCAAACUCACGCUUUGGACGUCGCAGCGUCUCUUAUCGAUUCAUUUCCUGAUGAAGCGCGGCAUCAAUGUGCCCGCUUCCUAAAGGAGAAAUGCCCCCCUUUCCUUCAGUUCCAGAAUGACCGUCGAUUCCUCUACCUCUUGGGGCCUGUGGCGGACGGUACAACCGCCAAUCCUCAACUUCCUGCCUCUGUCUCAUCACCUGCCGCUGGCGGCUCUACACCUACUCCCACCCCUUCAGCUAAUCUUACAGGAGCUCCUGUCAACCAAUCACAACCCGUGGCCGCUUCAGCAAGUCACUUCCCUGGGUUAUCCGAGAACGUAAGCUCCGCCGCUGAUCGUCUUCGAAUCCAGCACCGCGGCCGCAUCAUUGGGCCAUACCCGGUCCGGCCUUGGGAGCUCCUAGAAGAUGCAGCUCCGAUCAUGGGCGUGAAUGACACCGCAGUGAGCCUGAAGCUUUUUGAUACCCGGCGUAUCAGAGCUUAGCAUGAUCUUCGAUAUACCUCUUCUGGCUCGAACAUCAGCUCCUACUUUUACUUGUUUUUGAGCCUGCACAUACACUGCAUGCAGGUGGUUAUGAUUAUAUCUUUGCGUCAUCUGUUCCCGGCAUUCUUCCUCGCCCAUGAUACCAUACAGAUUCGAUCAUAUGUUUCACUUUUAUAUGUCUUUCUUCCUAUGUCACAUGUCGAUUACCGGGUUUCCAUAGCGGUUUUCUCUCCCAAUAUCUUUCUUUACUUCUUUUUUGGCAUCUCUUUAUAUAUCUACUGGGUGACUUUGGCUCUGCGUUGGCUUAUAUACAUUUUGCGUGUGGAUGAUUUCUUUGGACUGUACAUAUAGACUGUUGGCGUUCGUACUAGGGCCGGAGGUGUUUCAUAGGUUCUCAUGUACGACUCACAUUUUUGAUCUACGACAUGGUAUAUAAUUGAAUACAUCAUAGCAUGCCUUUACAUUAUUC
This is a messenger RNA of Aspergillus calidoustus, 6014 nucleotides long. Lineage: Eukaryota; Fungi; Ascomycota; Eurotiomycetes; Eurotiales; Aspergillaceae. The record is from the annotation of a GenBank genome assembly.